Molecule: messenger RNA, 756 nt
Organism: Clunio marinus
Lineage: Eukaryota; Metazoa; Arthropoda; Insecta; Diptera; Chironomidae
Source: the annotation of a GenBank genome assembly
AUGUCUCGUAUGGAAUAUUUAUUAAAUAUGUUUAAAGUUUUAUACUCAAGGUUCUUGAGGUUAACUGGAAUUACAUUCAGUUUCACUCCAUUGAUUCAUGGAACAGUGAUGAAAAUCUUGGGACAUCAAGACUUUGAGCGAUAUCUGCCAAUAAAAGCAAUUUAUCCAUUCGAUAUGUACGCUUCUCCAUAUUAUGAAAUUUUAUAUGUUGUCAUGCUGUACCCAGUCUUUAUAACUUCUUAUGCUUCAGUUGGAUUCGAUUUAUUAUUUUUCGACAUCUGUCGAGCAUUAUGUGAUGAGUUUGACAUCAUAAAGCAUUGUGUAGAUUCAGAAGAUAAAAAGAAUAUUAUGAGUCAUCACUCAAAAGUUUUGAAAAUUGCAGACGAGUUUAAAGAAUUGUUUGCGCCGAUCAUUUUCAUUCAAUUCAUUGAAGGUUCACUAGCUUUGUGCGUUUCCGGAUUUCAACUCGUCAUGUCCGAUGUUUUUGCACAGAAAAUUGUUGUUACUUUCCUGGGUGUCGCGUUGAUGAUGCAGCUUUUCUUUUAUUCACUUUUUUCAGAGUUCUUGAAAAGUAAAAGUGAAUCAGCUGCCGAUUUAUGUUACAUUCCUGACCGAGACUACAUUCUCUUCAUUAUGAGAUCACACAGAAGUGUCGUUAUAAAAGGAGGUUUUUACUAUGCGACGUUGGAAACUUUCAAUAACAUUGUCAAGACGGCGGGAUCAUUGAUUGCACUUUUGCAAUCUUUUGAGGAGUAA